Molecule: messenger RNA, 3865 nt
Organism: Engraulis encrasicolus (European anchovy)
Lineage: Eukaryota; Metazoa; Chordata; Actinopteri; Clupeiformes; Engraulidae
Product: complement receptor type 1-like
Exons: 13
Coding region: 277-2061 (594 amino acids)
Source: RefSeq, a predicted model, not a curated record
ACACCGACAGACAGGCAUAGGAGCACGCUCAUGGAAAACAUUACAAUUUACCAUCAUAGUUAAACUUCGAUGGCAGCGUUAAAGUUGACUGCGGGGGCGGAUUGCACACACGCACACACAUACGCACACUGAAUGUAGUGGACGCACCUACGGCUGGAGCUACAUACUUCGCUAAAUCGCCACCGUAAUCUUGAGGCGCGAGACCGGAAUUAAAAUCCCCGUUUUGAUCCUAAGACGUGAACUUGGAACUUGACCCCUUCUGCGUCCUGCGAGGAAAUGUCGAGAACACGUAACCCGAACCCAUGUCUACUACUACUGCUGGCAUUGUUCAGUUGGACUACUGUAGAGUGUGCGUGCCCUGUUCCAUCAUCCAAGCCCCAGCAGCUGGUCCUAGUGAACGGGCAGGUGAGGGUGAGUAGCAGCUACAAGGACGGAGCCUCCCUCCAGCUCAGCUGUCCACUUGGGCACACCCUCAACGUCACCAAGGGAGACAGUAACUAUGACAGUGGCUCACACAUCAACUCUGUCUGCUCAAGCAAUGGCCGCUGGGACCCGUACUGGCCAAAGUGCAUGGUCACGAAAUGUGGGUAUCUGACUGUGACCAAUGGUAAUUGGCGGCCCAAGCGCUUGAAGGCUGGAUCUGUCACUACUGUCACCUGUGAUGCUGGUUAUGUGCUCAGCCAAUCAGGAAGCAUCAGCGCCAAGCUCUUGUGUAACAUCGACGGCCAAUGGAAUCAGACCACACCCAGCUGUGUCAAAGUUCCCCCAGCGUCAGGGUGCCGGUCUCCUGCCGUGAUCGAGGGUCUUCAGCUGCGUGACUCCUAUGUCCUCCAGAGUGUGUUUGCUCUGGGCUCCACAGUCUCCUAUCGCUGCUCUCUGGGCUACAUGCGUAUGGGGGGCCAAACUGCGGCCCAGUGCACAGAGAGAGGAUGGACCAGGCCAACACUCAGAUGUGAACUUAAGUCGUGUGGCUCCGCCGGGGAGAUCCGUAAUGGCCAAUACGUGUAUGACGAGGGAGUUCUCUUCGGGAGUCGUGCACGUGCUGUGUGCAACCAGGGUCAUCACCUGAUUGGAGAAGGCACUCGAGUCUGCCUCAACGAGGGAUGGGACGGCCGAGAGGCAGUGUGUGAGGCUGUGCAGUGCCCCCCUCCCCCACAGGUGUUCGGGGCUGAGCAGUUGGGCUCUCUGGAGGAGCCGUAUCUGUACCAGCAGGUGAUUGGCUACCGCUGUCGAGCAGGUCAGCUGGUGGGGGCCCGCGAGAUGCACUGCACACAGAACGGCACAUGGAGUGACAACCCUCCGCGAUGCACAGUUCCCCCAGCGUCAGGGUGCCGGUCUCCUGCCGUGAUCGAGGGUCUUCAGCUGCGUGACUCCUAUGUCCUCCAGAGUGUGUUUGCUCUGGGCUCCACAGUCUCCUAUCGCUGCUCUCUGGGCUACAUGCGUAUGGGGGGCCAAACUGCGGCCCAGUGCACAGAGAGAGGAUGGACCAGGCCAACACUCAGAUGUGAACGUAAGUCGUGUGGCUCCGCCGGGGAGAUUCGUAAUGGCCAAUACGUAUAUGACGAGGGAGUUCUCUUCGGGAGUCGUGCACGUGCUGUGUGCAACCAGGGUCAUUACCUGAUUGGAGAAGGCACUCGAGUCUGCCUCAACGAGGGAUGGGACGGCCGAGAGGCAGUGUGUGAGGCUGUGCAGUGCCCCCCUCCCCCACAGGUGUUGGGGGCUGAGCAGUUGGGCUCUCUGGAGGAGCCGUAUCUGUACCAGCAGGUGAUUGGCUACCGCUGUCGAGCAGGUCAGCUGGUGGGGGCCCGCGAGAUGCACUGCACACAGAACGGCACAUGGAGUGACAACCCUCCGCGAUGCACAGAGCUAGCAUGUCGGCAGCCGGUGGUGCGUUUCGCUUUGUGGUCAUGGAAUAAGCUGCAUUACCGGCCAGGUGAGUGGGUGGGCGUGUCCUGUCAGCAGGGGCGGAGGCUACAGGGACCUGCCAGACUCACCUGUGGAGCUGACGGCCAAUGGGAACCUGCCGUGCCCACCUGUGUGCCCACCUGGGGCUCCAAGUAAGCGGAGCAGAUACACCAGGCUGCAUCAGCUGUCUCCGUCCUUUCUUCCUCUUCUUCUGGCCCUGAUGGGGUCACCUCCGAACCUGCAGGAGUUAUCACUUCGAUGAUCUUUUGUGGUGCACUGAGGCUGACAGGAAGAGACUGCAGAGGGUGACCAACACAGCCCAAAAAAAUCAUAAGCUGCCUUGUUCGUAAUCAUAAGCUGCCCUCUUGGCUGUGCGCAACUCAACCUCUGAAACCGCUGUUGGUCAAAAAAUUAGCACACGUGGUUGGCUACCAGUGUCUUGCCCCUCCCCACAACAUUGUGUUUAUGAACAAAUAAGCCUCCCAUGAUCACCAUUUACAACUCCCGCAGCCUAAGCAGAGCCAGGAGUAUCAUUAAAGACACCUUGGACCCUGGCUUCCAUCUUCUCACACUGUUGCCCUCUGGCAGGCGCAACAGAUCAAUAGCAGCCACACUGUAAAAAAUGAUGUCAGUGAUAAGUCAUAAUAACCUACAUAAUUAAUUUAUUCUCAUAUACAGUGCAAUGGCAACAGCAUGUUUUAACUUGAAAUUGUAAGUUUCCCGGCUGGCUCAGAAUUCCAAGUUAAUUUAAAUAUUUAUUGUAAGUUGUAUGAAAGCGAAAGUGAAAGCUAAAGGAGUUGUGUGUGCAAUUUAAAGCUUCACACAACUUACAAUUUAAACUAACUCUGAAUUCUGAGGCAGCUGGUAUUUUUAGAACCAAUAGAAUGAAGGAUAGCUUCUUCCCCAAAGCUGUCACAAUACUGAACGCACACUUGGAGUAUUGUGAUCAUUUAUCAAGGACUCUCGUAUGGAGGCUUAAAAUUUCAUUAUACAGUACAUUGUACAAUGACAAUAAAAGGCUUUGUAUUGUAUUUCUAUUGUAUUAUAUUGUUAUACAAACUCCCAUCCUCGAUUUGUGCUUGUGGACUUGCGUUUCGCUGAGAGCCCUACUCCAUGUAGAAAACAAUGAAGUUUCCUCACUGUCAGCCUAGGCACAACAACUUUUGGGUGACAUUUCCCCAUUCAACAUCCCGAUUGCAAAUAAGAAAAUGCCUAUUGAGUUGUGCAUUUAUGAGAUAUUGAAUGAAACUUCUGUCAUCAAUGACGUCUUGGGUAACACUUUCUAUGGCGACCGUAUCUAUACCCCAUUAUGAACACAUUUGUAUAUCAAAUUAUAAUGCACCUUAUAAUUACUUACAACGCAUUACGACUACACCCAUGAUGUUUCAUGAUGCUUUACAAUACAUUAUGGGUACUUAUAAUGUUCUAUGCACAAGCCUGGAUGAUGCUUUUUAUAGAAAAGUGUUACCAUGUCAUGCGAGGUCUUCAUGAUGUCACAAGUCUAAGGAAGGAUGGGAGUUUAGAUAAUGGCACGUACCCUUGGUGAUAUACUGUGCUGCUGUAGUACAACUAUAGUACAGUUUAAAACUGUCACGAUUAUCUGAUGUGGCUGAAAGCCUUUACACACAUGAUGUUUUUGUAGCAGCAAUGCAAAACUACUGCCUAACCUUAACUGCUGAAACUUUAUAAACUGAAGUAUUAUUUACAUUAAUACUGUAUAAUACGAGAGAGAGAGAGAGAGAGAGAGAGAGAGAGAGAGAGAGAGAGAGAGAGAGAGAGAGAGAGAGAGAGGAAAUGAAAUGUAAAAUCUGCCUGUUGAUGACAAUCAAUAAAAAAACAUCUGCCAUUGAUUCUCAAUGAGAUUGUUAAAUGCUGGUUUGAAAAUGCAUAAAACAGAUGUGAGAGGAGAUGGCAGAGGUUAGGGUUGUAUUAUAUGUGGGGUCAUUAUAUAUGGGGGGGA